This is a messenger RNA of Centruroides sculpturatus (bark scorpion), 10830 nucleotides long. Its product is annotated as protein virilizer homolog. The record is from RefSeq and is a predicted model, not a curated record. Gene Ontology annotation, molecular function: RNA binding. NCBI's taxonomy places the organism in Eukaryota, Metazoa, Arthropoda, Arachnida, Scorpiones, Buthidae. The transcript is spliced from 62 exons. Gene Ontology annotation, cellular component: RNA N6-methyladenosine methyltransferase complex. The coding region runs from base 67 to 9321 and encodes 3084 amino acids.
ACAUGCACCUACCGUCAAACGGAGAAACUUUUCAUUAAUGGCGGCACUGUUGAAGAAAAGUUAGAAAUGGUUACCGAAUCUUUAAAAUCAUCUUCCAAGAUGGAUGAUGAUUCUGAAUUGCUAUUUUUUGAUACUUUCUCCCACGAGAAUAGUGAGGAGUUAAAUUUGGAUCUUGUUCAGUUUCCUCGUCCUGUUUAUAUUCAUGAAAUUAGAAUCAUACCUUUAGGAGCAAGAGUUCAAGCUGAUUUUCCUGGAGGACAUAGACUUGGGGCUACAAAUCCUUCAACUUUUCAACUUGAAUUUUUUGUUAAUGAUUUAAGUACAAUUGGUGCUUGUACUUUCAAAAAAUUAGGAAACCUUGAAUAUAAACAGAAUGUGGAUAUUCAAUUUCUUGUUAUGGAUAAGAUUCCAACAGAUGGUCUUGUGCUUAGAGGAUGGUAUUGUACAAUUACAUUGGCUGUAUAUGGUAUGCUAACAAAAGUUUGCAAAGAACGAUCUUCACCACCACCACCUCCUCCACCACCUCAAACUAAUCUUAGAUCACAACCAAUUGAAUUAAGGCCCGUAAUCCCACCUUUGGAAUUUGAAUGUCCUCCAGUGAAACCUGUAGGAGUGCCUAUGUCUGACUGGGAGCAUCAGCAAAUUCUUAAACCUGUUGUUGAGCCACCUCCGCCACCUGUUCGUGCUCAUCCUCCUCCUCCACCACCAACUGUAGUAGAAAGUUCUCAUUAUACUGAACCUCUUCCUGUUGUUCGUACUGAACAGUGUCCUCCAUCUUUUGUUGAACAUGCACCAUCAACAGUUUAUGUUGAGCCACAAACAAUAGCAUAUCCUGAACAUUUAAGUGGUUCACUUUCUGGAAAUCAUGGUGCACCACCACCUCCACCACCUCCACAAUCAUCUUAUCCUCCUUAUGAUGUUCCUUACACAAAAACUUGGUCUUCUCAAGAUGAUUCUUACCCAAGAGAAACAGAAUCCUAUGAUAGACAGGUUUACAGCAGACAAGAUGCAAAAGUUUAUGGAGGAUCAGGUAUUGGUGUACAUCCUAUGUGGGAGCAUCAAGAAUUAAGAAAUUCUCAAGAUAUGUCAGAUAGAUCAAUUUAUUCACAUGAAUCUGUACAUGAUCAUAAAUCCACGUUUCUCAGAGAAAAGGAAACUGAACCAAAAGAUCGAGACAGGGAUAGAAAUUGGGAAAAAGAUCGUGAUAUUCAUCCAGAGUAUAAAGAUGAUGAUAGACAAAGUAGGAGUUCUGGUAGAGAUUCAAAGAGACGUGAUAGAGAUCAUAAAAGUAGAGAUUCAAAUUGGGAAAGACAAUCACAGGAAGUAUCAGAUAGGUAUCCCAGAGACAGAGAAAAAGAACGUGAUAGAAGUCGAGAUUCUGGUAUAAGGGAACGUGACAAGGAUAAAGACAGAGAAAGAGAUCGUGAUAAAGACCGUGCUAGAGAUAGACCGAAGGAAAGAGAACGAUUUCGUGAUUCCAUAAGAGAUAAAGGAUCUGGUUCAAGAUCUAGAGAUUCAAGUAGAGAAAGUCAUGACAGACAAAGAUCAGAUUUAAAUAGAAAAGCAUCACCAUUACCAUCAUCAUCAUCUCCAAAAUCAUAUAGACCAAGAACUCCUCAGUCUCCCAUAUCAGUUGAAACUGAAAAAACAUCUGCUUGUGGUCCAAGAACUCCAAAAGAAGAUGAACCUGGUGAAUUAGUAGAUGAAACAGUUUCAGAAGAUGCCGUUGCUGAAGAUUUAUUUGAGCCACUUACACCAGAUCCUUUGCCUUGUGAACAAUAUACUUUGUCUGAUGGAGAAAUAAUAGAAGGAAACCUGGAAGAUGAUGAUGUAUAUGAAGCAAUAGUUAGUGAAGAAGAAGAUAUGUCUGAUGUUGAUGAAAGAGUUAUUGACAUGGUUGAAUUAGAUUAUGAUAUUGGAGAUGAAACAUGGAAUUAUAUGUCAAGCUUCAAUCCAUUUCAGUUUGAAUUAGUACCUCUUCAAAGUAAAUACAGCAAAUUGUUCUUUGAAACUUCAAAUUUAUAUAAAAAGAAAAAAGGUGUUGAAUUAGAUUAUGAUAUUGGAGAUGAAACAUGGAAUUAUAUGUCAAGCUUCAAUCCAUUUCAGUUUGAAUUAGUACCUCUUCAAUAUUUUCGUGAUCCUUCUUUAACUUCUUUUGAAGUUACCAGAAGUAAUUUGUUUGAUAAAGAUAACAGUCAGCUUACUGAAGACGCAAAGAAAUUACUGCAAAUAAUUAAGCAAUUUUCUGACAAAGAUUAUACAGAAAAGUGGGUUGAAGCUGUUGAAACCAUUGCGGUUAAUUUAUUGUCUUCAGGAUUAGCAUCAGUUUCUGAUGAUAAUUUAUACAAUUCUAUUUUAGAGACUCUUUUGAAUUGGGUUGAAGAAGGUUUAAAUUUCGAUGCUGCACUUAAACAAUCUGUUCCAGUUUAUAAAGUUCGACAUAUGAAAGCAGGAAUUCGUUUAGCUAUUGCCUUAUUUCAAACAGAUGCAAAUAUUACAAAUAAAUUAUUGGAGAAAGACAUUCCUCAUAAAUUACUUGAAUUAUAUGAUCAACAGUUUAUGGCAUUGCCAAUUAAACUUCUUAUUCUAAGAGCUAUAGAUGCUUCAACCUUUACUAAACAAGGAAUGACAUAUUUUAUUCAGAAAAACUAUUUAUAUAAACCAAGUUAUGCAAUUGAUCUAAAAAGAGAGGUUGCUAAUUCUAAUGAAAUGAAUUGUAAUGAAGAUAAACAAUGUAAAAAUAAGUUAGAAUCAAAAACUCUCACUGGAUAUCAAAAGUUGUUAGAUAUGUUAAUGGAGAAACAGUCUACUAGAGCUGUGGUAGGUGUUGCGGCUUUAAUGCAAAAAGUUCAUCUUAAUGAAGUUUUACAGGAACUAAGGGAUACUGUUGAAAAAUUAGUACAAACAACUGGAAUAGAAAAUAAGACAGUAGAUUCUUCUGAUAGUAUUGAACGACAAAAUAUUGAUACCGAUAGUGAAACUGCUCCAAAUCUUAUUGAAGAUGCUUUAGUAGAAGUUCUUACUAGAUGUUUAAGUGAAAUUACACGUACUUACAAAAAUGCAAGAAAAUCUGUGGCACAACAGUUGAGAUAUUUACCAGCAAGAAAUCAGUUCAAUGUUGAUCCAACUCCAUUUGAUCCUCAUCCUGGACUCUAUAGAAUGUUUCAAGAGAACUUUCUGUUAGAAAGUAUAUUUAUAUUGGUUUCUUCUCCUGCAACUUCUGCACACAUGGAUAUUUUGACAGCAAUAAAAGAUCUAUUUAUAGAAUUAUUCAAUUCACAACCAGGAAUAUUAUUUUUAAUGUCUAAUCCUGAUGCAGUAAAUGGAAUUCAUAGAGCAUUAAUGCAAGUUGAUGAUUCGAGAGAGGACAGCAAUGAAGAUAGUAUUAAUCAUUGUCUUGGAAUGCAAUUAAUUUGUCAUCUGCAAGCAUUACAGCUUGUUGAUACAUUGCUUGCUUAUCAUGCAAGAGGAGGACCAAAAAAAGAAUUGGAUGAUCCAAGUGCUGUUUCUGCUCUUCAUCAUUUAUAUACAAUGAUAUUUGAUCUUCCAAUUGGGAGAACAACUGUAGUUAGUGUGUUAAGUGUAGAAAAUAAUUUAGAUGCAUUACUACCAUUUGUUCAAAUGACAGGAAAUGAAGAAUUUGAUACAAAAUUAGCAAAAUCUGUUUGCACUGGAUAUGCAACUGAAUUACUCAUAUUAACUGUGCAAUGUAGUGAAAGAAUAUCAAUGAUUGAAAAUUUUGCAGAAGCAUUGACAAAUCUUAGCAGUCAAGAAGCGACUCCAAAACUUCAUGAAUUAGCUUUAUGGAUGGCACCUACUAAAAAAAUACCAAGUUAUACAUAUGAAGCUAUUGGCCACUUAAUGAAUUAUAUUAAAACAUGUUCAGAAAAUGCAGCUUCUCUUCCACCAGAUUUGAUAACUGCACUUAGAAUUUUGCAGCAUGUUACUGUACCAAAUUCUUCAAAAAAUAAAGAGGAAAAUGAAGAAUUGAAGUAUAAAUAUGCAGUCAUUCAAGUUUUUUCAAAUGAUGGUUUAUCUUGUUUUUUGGCAAUUUUACAGAAAAUUUGUGAUGCUUUCUUGAAACCAUCAAAUCAAUCUUUUGCUUUAGUUGGAAUUCAGGGUAUAUUGGUAAUAGCUAUUUGUAAGCCUGUUGUCAUUUUGCUUCAGUUUAUGCUUCAGUAUUUAAUAUAUUGCAGAGGUGCAGAAUUUAAAGAUUUGACAGCUGUUCCUGUUUUGCUCCGGACACAUUUACUUAUGAGUUUAAUUCCAAUGUCUUCAUUUUUUUAUGCUGUAACACAGCAAGUACAGUCUGAAAUAGUAGAAACAUUAUUGGCAUAUACCCAACCAUAUAUUGGAUCUUCAGAAUCUGAAGAAGCAUUAAGCAAAAGUCUUUGGACAAAAAUGAUUCAAGAAGUUUUAAAAUUUUUAUUACAAUCUCCAAAUACAUUUACAACUGGUUUAAGUGUAUUUUCUGAACUUUUACCUUUACCUCUUCCGUUACAGACUCGAGAGCCAUUGUUGCAAGAAGAAGUUUCAAGAGCAGUAAAUUGUAGAAAACUAUGGAGUGCUCAUCUUCAUUCAUUAAGUCCAAUUAUUCAAGAUAUAAUUAUUAGUUUGUCAGCUUCUAGUUGUCAUCCUUUGCAACAAUUACUACGAAGAGUUUGUGUUCAGUUGUCUGAUCUUGCUACACCGACAGCAGUGGUGGUUGUUAGAGCUGUUUUGGAUGCUUUAUUGGAUAGUUUUGUUCCAAAUAUGAUUACAGAGGAAAAAGCUGAAGCCCAGGGAAUGUCAUUGCAGUGGGAAGUAAAACCAUGUUCAACAGCUAUUGCUCGCAUUUUGAAUUUAAUUGCAUACUUGGUAUCACAUGCACCAUUCAAAAUUCCAUUAAUAAAUAUUUUAAGAGGAAGUGUCAAGACAGAUGAAAAGUAUUCAGAAAUUUUGAACAUGAUUCUCGAUCAUUUAAAUUUUGUAUCGAGCAAGCAAUCUCAUAUAAAUUCUCAAGAAUGCAUUGUGUCAAUACUUCAAUCACUUUGUGAUCCAGAUAUAGGUUUUGUUACAUUGGAAGGAGGUGCUUCUGUUAGUGAAGUGUUGGCAAAUUCUCUUCCACCUAAGGAACAUAUAUCUGAAAUUAGUGGAGCAUUGAUACAACAUAUUGGCAAUCAUCAGCAUACGUUUGCAUCAGUUUUGCCAUCAUUAAGAACAUUAGUUAUGCUCACAGAACAUGAUUUUGGAUUUUUUUAUGUGAAACAAGCUUUAAUUCAACAUCCAUCAACACUUCGAUCUUUAUUUGCACGUUUGAGUACCACCUUCAGCAAAGAUAGCUCAGAUUGUUUAUCAACUUUGUCAACAACUUUAGAAUUUUUAAGACUUAUGGUUCAUGGAUAUGAAGAAACAUCUCAACCGGUUCCUGCUCGAACUUUGGUUCUUUCAACAUCAGAGUUACGCAAAAUUCUUGACUGGUAUAAAUUUGAGCAAAACACAAAUAAUAAUUCAUCUGAAAAACAAUCGCAUCCGUUAUUUGAACUAGAACGCCUUUUAACGGAAUGUUCAACAGAUGAAGAAGCAUUAGAAAGUCUUUUGGAAAGUGUCAGUGGUUUUAUACAACUACUGAGUAAUCCAGAAGAAGAUAAAGUUGAAAAAGGGCAUAUUGAUACAUUUACUUUUACAGCAUUAAGCAAAAGUCUUUGGACAAAAAUGAUUCAAGAAGUUUUAAAAUUUUUAUUACAAUCUCCAAAUACAUUUACAACUGGUUUAAGUGUAUUUUCUGAACUUUUACCUUUACCUCUUCCGUUACAGACUCGAGAGCCAUUGUUGCAAGAAGAAGUUUCAAGAGCAGUAAAUUGUAGAAAACUAUGGAGUGCUCAUCUUCAUUCAUUAAGUCCAAUUAUUCAAGAUAUAAUUAUUAGUUUGUCAGCUUCUAGUUGUCAUCCUUUGCAACAAUUACUACGAAGAGUUUGUGUUCAGUUGUCUGAUCUUGCUACACCGACAGCAGUGGUGGUUGUUAGAGCUGUUUUGGAUGCUUUAUUGGAUAGUUUUGUUCCAAAUAUGAUUACAGAGGAAAAAGCUGAAGCCCAGGGAAUGUCAUUGCAGUGGGAAGUAAAACCAUGUUCAACAGCUAUUGCUCGCAUUUUGAAUUUAAUUGCAUACUUGGUAUCACAUGCACCAUUCAAAAUUCCAUUAAUAAAUAUUUUAAGAGGAAGUGUCAAGACAGAUGAAAAGUAUUCAGAAAUUUUGAACAUGAUUCUCGAUCAUUUAAAUUUUGUAUCGAGCAAGCAAUCUCAUAUAAAUUCUCAAGAAUGCAUUGUGUCAAUACUUCAAUCACUUUGUGAUCCAGAUAUAGGUUUUGUUACAUUGGAAGGAGGUGCUUCUGUUAGUGAAGUGUUGGCAAAUUCUCUUCCACCUAAGGAACAUAUAUCUGAAAUUAGUGGAGCAUUGAUACAACAUAUUGGCAAUCAUCAGCAUACGUUUGCAUCAGUUUUGCCAUCAUUAAGAACAUUAGUUAUGCUCACAGAACAUGAUUUUGGAUUUUUCUAUGUGAAACAAGCUUUAAUUCAACAUCCAUCAACACUUCGAUCUUUAUUUGCACGUUUGAGUACCACCUUCAGCAAAGAUAGCUCAGAUUGUUUAUCAACUUUGUCAACAACUUUAGAAUUUUUAAGACUUAUGGUUCAUGGAUAUGAAGAAACAUCUCAACCGGUUCCUGCUCGAACUUUGGUUCUUUCAACAUCAGAGUUACGCAAAAUUCUUGACUGGUUUAAAUUUGAGCAAAACACAAAUAAUAAUUCAUCUGAAAAACAAUCGCAUCCAUUAUUUGAACUAGAACGCCUAUUAACGGAAUGUUCAACAGAUGAAGAAGCAUUAGAAAGUCUUUUGGAAAGUGUCAGUGGUUUUAUACAACUACUGAGUAAUCCAGAAGAAGAUAAAGUUGAAAAAGAAAUUUUGGAGCCAACAUUACCUCCAGCAGAAAGCCAAUCAGCCCAGUUUGCUGUCCGUCCUGUUUAUAUAGUAGGUGAAAUUGAUGAAGAACGUUUAAGUCCUUCAUAUUGGCUAGCAGUUCCAGGUGCUGAAGAAACUGAUCAAGAAGUUGAACAGAUACCAAUGGAUUUAAUAGCAUUAUCAGAGAAGUAUUGGCCAGACUUUGACUUGAAGAGCGAUUUAGAAAAACUUUGUCUUUCUGUCUCUGAAACAGACACUGAAGUUAAAAAUAAAAAGAAAACUAGGUAUGUGUUCAGUAAAUAUAUUAUUAACACUGAAUGUUCAAUUUUAUUUUUAGCUUCUAGUUGUCAUCCUUUGCAACAAUUACUACGAAGAGUUUGUGUUCAGUUGUCUGAUCUUGCUACACCGACAGCAGUGGUGGUUGUUAGAGCUGUUUUGGAUGCUUUAUUGGAUAGUUUUGUUCCAAAUAUGAUUACAGAGGAAAAAGCUGAAGCCCAGGGAAUGUCAUUGCAGUGGGAAGUAAAACCAUGUUCAACAGCUAUUGCUCGCAUUUUGAAUUUAAUUGCAUACUUGGUAUCACAUGCACCAUUCAAAAUUCCAUUAAUAAAUAUUUUAAGAGGAAGUGUCAAGACAGAUGAAAAGUAUUCAGAAAUUUUGAACAUGAUUCUCGAUCAUUUAAAUUUUGUAUCGAGCAAGCAAUCUCAUAUAAAUUCUCAAGAAUGCAUUGUGUCAAUACUUCAAUCACUUUGUGAUCCAGAUAUAGGUUUUGUUACAUUGGAAGGAGGUGCUUCUGUUAGUGAAGUGUUGGCAAAUUCUCUUCCACCUAAGGAACAUAUAUCUGAAAUUAGUGGAGCAUUGAUACAACAUAUUGGCAAUCAUCAGCAUACGUUUGCAUCAGUUUUGCCAUCAUUAAGAACAUUAGUUAUGCUCACAGAACAUGAUUUUGGAUUUUUCUAUGUGAAACAAGCUUUAAUUCAACAUCCAUCAACACUUCGAUCUUUAUUUGCACGUUUGAGUACCACCUUCAGCAAAGAUAGCUCAGAUUGUUUAUCAACUUUGUCAACAACUUUAGAAUUUUUAAGACUUAUGGUUCAUGGAUAUGAAGAAACAUCUCAACCGGUUCCUGCUCGAACUUUGGUUCUUUCAACAUCAGAGUUACGCAAAAUUCUUGACUGGUUUAAAUUUGAGCAAAACACAAAUAAUAAUUCAUCUGAAAAACAAUCGCAUCCAUUAUUUGAACUAGAACGCCUAUUAACGGAAUGUUCAACAGAUGAAGAAGCAUUAGAAAGUCUUUUGGAAAGUGUCAGUGGUUUUAUACAACUACUGAGUAAUCCAGAAGAAGAUAAAGUUGAAAAAGAAAUUUUGGAGCCAACAUUACCUCCAGCAGAAAGCCAAUCAGCCCAGUUUGCUGUCCGUCCUGUUUAUAUAGUAGGUGAAAUUGAUGAAGAACGUUUAAGUCCUUCAUAUUGGCUAGCAGUUCCAGGUGCUGAAGAAACUGAUCAAGAAGUUGAACAGAUACCAAUGGAUUUAAUAGCAUUAUCAGAGAAGUAUUGGCCAGACUUUGACUUGAAGAGCGAUUUAGAAAAACUUUGUCUUUCUGUCUCUGAAACAGACACUGAAGUUAAAAAUAAAAAGAAAACUAGUAUUAUUAGUAAAAGAAAAUGCCAUCCACUUGUUAAUCCAAGUAAUGGGGAAACACCAACUAAAAAACCAUUCAUUGCUCCAAUGCGUGGACGUGGAUUUGGACGGGGAACGUCUCAUUCCAGUAGAGCAAAUGAUCCAUUUCGUUCAAGACCACCCAAUACUAGUCGGCCCCCUUCAAUGCAUGUGGAUGAUUUUCUGGCAUUGGAACAUCAUCAUCAUCAUCAAUCACCAUCAUCUACUACUUCCACAACUAAACGAUCUGCUAAAGAAGCAUCUCGUGGAAGGGGACGAGGAUUUGAUAAUGGGAGAGCAUUUGGAAGUACUAGGGGAGGUAGAUUUUUUAGUCCUCCGGGAUCAUAUAAUAGAAGAGAUACAAAUCGAACUGGAAAUACAAGGGGAACUACUCGGGGAGCUACUAAUGCUUGGGGUAGAAGUAGUUCAAGCACUGCUGCAAAAGCACAAAAUUCUAAUGUGAGGACUUUUGGACGUGGAAGUCAUACGGAACAACGGCAGUCGGUGCAAAGGAACAGAGAUUCUUAUAAUGGAAAUUCGAUGUCUGGGAAUACUGGAAGAUUUUCACGUAAUACUCAUAGUACACUAGGAAGUAAUCAAGGACAUUGGGCCGAAGCAAGAAAUAAAGCACAAGAUAACAGCUUUAAUUUCAGAUUUGGAUCAACAAAUAGUUCGACAAGAGGGAGAAGAGACAAUCAGAGUAGGCACGCUCGAUCAUUUACCCGAUAAACAAUUACAUAUUAAAAUUGUAAAUAUGAAAACAUGUGCAUAUUUUGUAAAUUUUUAAUGAAUCUUCAUCAUAAUGAACUCUGCAUGUUUGUAAUAAUCAUCAUGUUUAUUUUAUUAAUAUGGGUGACAUUAUUUACAUUAAUUGUCUUUAUAUAAAAACAAAACAUAAAUCACAAACUCAUUUUUAAUGUUCAAGUAUGUAUAUUAGGAGUGCUGUUUGACUUUUUUUCAACAAAAUGCAACAUAAUGGAUUUAAAUAAAAUAAUGAAAAGAUACUCUAGCAUUAUUGUUUUUAAUAAUUUAUAUUAAAAAUACACAAGUUCAUUUCUUUUAUGAUUAAAAAUAUGUGCAAGGUGUUUCAAAAAUGUGGGGCAAAGUUGCAGGAAUGAUUCCUCAUAUAGAGAAUAACAAUAAGCUAUAGUAACAUCGGUCUGAAAAUGCUUUGUUUUGUAGUUAAUUAAUGAAAUACCACAUUACCUUAGAUUUAGUGUUCAAAAUGUUCGUCUGCCUGAAUACAGGCUUCAACUUAUUUCAUAAAUUCCAAAUGCACUACCAAGUUCCAGGCAUAAUGUCAAGUUGCCAUAAUUUGCUCACAGAGUUUGGCAUCAUUUACUGCAGUUGAAUACACCAAAGACUUAAAUGCCUCCACCAAAAGAAGUCCAAUGGGUUCAAAUGUAGUUUAACAUCAUUUCAUCUAGGCAUGGUUACACAUUUUAUCAUGUACAUAUGUACAUAUUUGAGUCUUGGAUUUUAUUGAACUAAUGAAUGCAUUAGGGUAUGCUAGGAUCUUACUGUAUAGCCUUAUAACUUCAAACCAAAGCAUAUCUGGACCCAUGUCAUAAAUUAUUUUUCUUUUCCAUAUAUGAGAAAUCCUUUUCUGAAAUUUUAUCCUGUAUUUUUGAAACAUCCUAUAUAUUUUUCAAUAAUAUACCCAUAUUUCAAUUAUUGUUUUCAAAUAAUGAAAAUAUAACUAUCCAAUAACAUAAACAUUAAGUGUUUUUAUUUGAUGUUCCCAUAAUUGGAAAAUGAGUAACAUUUGAGUAACUAGAGCCACUUUUAUAUACAUGUGCACAAGGAACCAACCUUGACCAUGCAGAUACGGAAUGCCCAAAUAAAGUUAAUUUUGAAAAAAAAUUAAAGCAAAUAUAAAUUUCACUUUGUAAAAAAUCAGUGAUAAAUAUCAGGAUUAUGCAAAGAUACUUGAUGCCCAUAUGCAAGAAGAAAUCAGGAUUCCCUACUUUAUUUUAAAUGGGAAGGGAAUCUUGCAAGAGCUUAGUAGUGUUUAGGUCCCAAGGACUUAAGCACCCAAGCAUCUUGUGUAAGUAUAGUCCUGCUCAUAUACACAAAAAAAAUGGCAAGUUUGAUUAUCAAUAUUACUGGUUCUUGAUGAAUAUUUGAAAUGAUUUUUACUCAUACUGUACAUUAAGUAGUUAUGUCUAAAUACAGUACUACAUAAUAAAAAAUAAUUAAUAUUGCUUUCACACAAAAUAGAUAUGACAAUUAGAAGUC